AUGGAAGAUUGCACCGGUAUUGUUAGCAAUAAAACAGUAGAAAUGAACGACUCCGAAAUUGUAAGCCCCGUGUACAGACCAAUAAAGUUUUACCCCAGUGACAGUGACGAAGAUAAUAUAGCAAUUGACGCUGAUUUAAAAAAACCACCGGAGUAUGAAGAAAAGGAGAGUGAACAAGAGGUCGAUGAAGGUGAAUUCGAAGUGGAGGUGUUUGAUAACAAUGUUUUCAACCACCGCGCGUUGAGCAAAUACGCAACUACGUACGAACUGGAGAAAUUUGAGAAGAACGUUUUGAUAAUCUUCAAUCAAGAGAACAUUUUUGGUUAUAAGCCGAGAUUGGGCACUGAACAGGACGUUAGAGAACUGGAGAGCACCUUCUCGAGAUUCGGUUUUGAAGUGGAAAUACAUAAAGAUUAUACGAGAGAGGAAAUCUUUCAGGUGUUGGACAGUUUUAAAAGGCGAGAUUUCACCGACUAUGGGUGCGUGGCGAUCGCAGUUUUGACCCACGGAACAAGGGACGGCAUCCUGAGAGCCAGAGACCAGCAGCUUACGGAGUUUGACAUCAUUGAUGCACUGAAAACUCAUAAUAAGCCUACGUUGAUCACAAAACCUAAAUUGCUUAUUAUUCAGGCUUGUAGGGGAGCGAGGGAUAUUCAAGGAGUUGUAGUGGGGAGGAGUGCUAAAAUCAGAAGGGAUAUUGAUGAUGACUUUAAUCCAUACACAUUACCGGUGGAAGCUGAUAUGUUUGUACUACACAGUUCAUACAUGGGGAACCCUUCGCAUAGAGAUGAAAUCAACGGCUCCUGGCUGAUACAGACGCUAUGCCACAAAAUAAAACAACUAUCUCCCAAACACGACCUGGAACAUAUCAUAAUAGAAGUAAAACGAGAAGUGGCAAUUGAUAAAUACCACGAAGAAUAUAACAGGAGAACUCUAGAAAUCGACACGAAUAAACAGAUACCAGUUGUGACAUCUACGCUUAUAAGAAAGUUAUAUUUUAAAAGAUUCGGAGAAGAGACGAAUGCUAUUUCGCAUACUGAUAGCAAUGUGGUUCAAUCUAGAAACGAGGUUUUGGAUGCGUCCAGCCCAGUGUCGCUGGAAUUCGGGCCGUGUUUGUGUUUUUUGGAUUACUACGCGUAUAUAAAGAAUUGUUUGCGAUUAUUCCUUGACAAGAAUCCAGAAGACGCAACGGCCCAAUCUUUCUUCGAGAUUUCGGAAUCGUUCGACGACAACUUUGAGUUCAACUCAGCUAAAGAGAAAAUGACGAAAGCCAUUUGCAACCAUUUAUCUAUAUACGCUAGGGACUUUGAAUUUUACAAGUAUCUAUAUAUAAAAACCACUGUGGAUAGGUUGAAAUAG
Molecule: messenger RNA, 1359 nt
Organism: Zerene cesonia (dogface butterfly)
Lineage: Eukaryota; Metazoa; Arthropoda; Insecta; Lepidoptera; Pieridae
Gene: Casp-4
Product: caspase-3-like
Exons: 6
Coding region: 1-1359 (452 amino acids)
Biological process (GO): proteolysis
Molecular function (GO): cysteine-type endopeptidase activity
Source: RefSeq, a predicted model, not a curated record